UUUUCUAUUUACCUCACGCAAGCUUUUCAAACGAGUAUUGAAUGGCGACUGGGGUAAACAUGGGCAAAUCUAUGAACUGUAUGCGACUAAAUGAUAAAUAAUUUAACAUGAAAUCUUAUUUAACAAUUAUUUACUAUUCGGUGAAUUGAUAAGCUCAUAAUUCAGUUUAAUAGGCAAGUCAUUUACUUAGCAAGCUAACUCUCAUGGGCACCAAUGAGGCGAAACGCGCUUAAAAAGACCCAAGUGUUCCGUUAUUCGGUUUAGUUUGGGAUCUGUCCGUUUUUCGUUUCGUUUAUCUCCGGCUAUUUAUCUUGAAUAUCAGAAGAGGCCUGUGAAUGGAUCCAACGCGUUUGCCUGAAAGUCUUGCGGAUUCUGGAGGACAUUUAGCGGAGGAGAAGUCAGUAGAUGAUCGUGUAGCGGUGACUGAUAAUGGCCGAGAAGCUGAUGGGGAAUCGGAAAAAACUGAAGAAACAGAAUUGGAGAACAAAAACUUAAACUGUCACGAGGAAAGAAGGGUCAAUGGAGAACUGACUGAAGAGGAAUUAGAUCCCAGAAUCCAGGAGGAACUUGAGCAUCUAAAUGAGGCCAGUGUUGAGAUCAAUAAGCUGGAACUGGAGCUGCAAGAGGUCCGAUCCAGCCACAGAAGAAUAAUGAAUGAAUCUGUGCUUAAAAUCAAAGCAAAGAGUUCUGAACUAGGGUCCUGUAUCGAGAAGGCCCGGCCUUACUAUGAAGCACGGAAAAAAGCAAAAGAGGCCCAGCAGGAGACCCAAAAAGCUGCGCUCAGAUUUGAGAGAGCCGUCUCUUUGCAUGUGGCUGCUCGGGAUAUGGUCCACGUGGCUGAACAGGGCCUCACCACAGUUAAAACACUGGAUCCAGCCUGGCAAGAGAUGCUGAAUAAUGCCACAUCAAAGGUGAACGAGGCAGAGGACGAGCGUGUUAAAAGCGAACACGAGCACAUGCGGGUCACCCAGCUGUGUCAGGAGGCCGAGGCUCAUGUGCAGGAGCUGCAGAAGUCUCUCAAGAGAACCAUUGCAAAGUCUAAGCCUUAUUUUGAGCUCAAGAACCAGUUUGACGAAAUGCUGGAGGAGCACAAGUCAAAGAUUUUAGAGCUAGAGGAACAGAUUUCCAAAGCCAAGAUAAACUAUUCCAACACCUUGCGGCACCUGGAAAAAAUAAGCGAGGAGAUUCAUGCCCAGAGGGUGCAGGACCAACCAAAGGAUGGACCAAUCAAAGCAUGCAGUGGGCGGAGACCUCCUGUAGGAGCAGAGACAAUAAACAGCACAGGUACUGAAGGCGGAGCCUGUGGAGACCACCCCAGUGCAAACGAUUGGGUGGAUGGGAAAGAAGGCGUGGCUAAUGCUGUGGAAUGGGUGGAGACACAUAAUACCUCCAGGUGGGGAGACCUGGGAAGAGCUGAGGUACAGAGAUCUGGUUCGGACUCUCUUUCUAUCGUCAGCUUGAAGACCGUCAUCUCGGAUCUUGAAAAGUGCGACUCGGUUGAACGCAUCGGUCAACUCAGUAGUGAUGUUAGUUAUUCGGGUGAAGAGGGCGAAAGAGACGGGGUGGAGAGAGGUGAGGGGCGGGCGAGACACAAAAGCGUCGACAUUUCAGAGGAGUUUUUCAAACAACACAACAGAAGCGUCAGUUUGUGAGCGUACAUCAGUAAUGUUUUAUUGUUUCGGUAGAUGAAGACCUUUUGUUUCCUAACUUGAUUUGCAAGUUGUGUUAUUUAUUAUUUGACAUUUUGUAUAAAUACUUGAAAAGGAGAAAGACCAAAUACAAUGAAAGAGUUUUAUAUUAUAAUAUAUGUUUUGUGCCUUUGAGCAUCUUAAGUGGUAAAUAAUCAAUCAUGGUGUUUAAGUUAAUAAAAGCACUAUUAACGCUUUAUUAGCUUUAUCAAAAACGUUACACAUAAGGUACCAUUUUAAUCCUAAAAAGCACCAAGCGAUUUCCUAUGCAAAUGUGUAAAGUCUUAAUAACUGACAUUAAUAUAAACAUUUUCAUUUAGAAAAGAUUUUACUUCCUGCACGUAAACGUACUUAUACGUUUUUUUUCUAAUGGAUAUUGCUUUCUCAUAUUUUUUUAUUUCAAUUUCAAAUUACAUUCCUAUAUUGGUCUUAUGCUUUGGCUGCACAUUUUAUCCCAACUGACACGCACUAACAUAUUUUUGUGUAGUGUACUUUGCUAAGCAUGCAUCAGAUGUGCUUUGUUUCAUAGUGUGUUGACUUUUUGAUCAAGAGGUUUUAUUAGAACCGUUAUGCUGAUUUUGUGCAAUCAGAAAGAUGAAGUGCUGAAUAUUUUUUUAUUUUUGAUGCAGGUUUUAAAUACACCUGCCAUGGCUGUGUACGACAAUCACUUUUCUAUUUUUCAGAAUUGAAUGUUCGUUGUAAGUAUCAAGCAAUUCAAGUAUGAAAUGAACCCCACCCAUUAUCUCAUGUUUUUUAUGUAUGCUUUAUAUUGUUGACUCUCUGUGGGAGCAUCAGAUGUGUUUUAUUAUUGUUCUGUAUGAUGAUGUGCACACCAGUGACGUUUGAUUGAACAAUAAAUUCAUAUCAUCUUAAAAACAUUUGGCAUUCUGUAAUUUUACACCAAUUUGGGACAUGUCAUUACUGA
Molecule: messenger RNA, 2613 nt
Organism: Paramisgurnus dabryanus
Lineage: Eukaryota; Metazoa; Chordata; Actinopteri; Cypriniformes; Cobitidae
Gene: sh3bp5la
Product: SH3-binding domain protein 5-like, a
Biological process (GO): intracellular signal transduction
Cellular component (GO): cytoplasm
Molecular function (GO): protein kinase inhibitor activity
Source: RefSeq, a predicted model, not a curated record